CAUGUGACAGCUCCGCCUCUUCGGUGCCCGGUCCCGGCACAGCCGGAGUGCGGCAGCGGGGGUGGCACCGCCAGAGCAGCCGCUACAGGCAGCGCCGGUUCCCUGUAGGGAUCAAGCUCGGAGGAGGAGACUAGGAGGUGGAAAUGGAGGUCAUGCAGGGAGCUGCAGGGGGACCCCAGCUGCUGCACCUGGGGGCUGGGGUCACGGCCCUGUUGUUAACGAUUGUGGCUGUGUGCUCCCUGCCCGCCCUGAUGGAUUACUGGAGGAAAUGGUGGGUGUUGAAGCCGGUCCCCGGUGUCAGCCCCUGCUAUCCUCUGCUGGGAAAUGCUCUACUUUUGGAGCGGGGGGGAGAAGGUUUUUUUAAACAACUACAAACUCACAUUGAAGAGUUCAGGAGCUGGCCGAUGCUUAAACUUUGGGUAGGACCACUGCCUGUCAUGGUUUUGUUUCACCCUGACAGUGUAGAGGCUAUUCUGAGCAGUUCAAAACAUAUUGAAAAAUCAUACCUGUACAAAUUCAUGCAGCCGUGGCUGGGCACUGGACUUCUGACAAGCACUGGAGAUAAGUGGCGGUCGCGGAGGAAGAUGAUAACUCCCACAUUCCACUUCUCAAUCUUAACUGACUUUCUAGAGGUUAUGAAUGAACAAGGAUGUAUUUUAUUGGAGAAACUUGAAAAGCAUGUUGACAAGGAACCAUUUAAUGUCUUUCUGGACAUCACUCUAUGUGCCCUUGAUAUAAUCUGUGAAACAGCAAUGGGCAAGAAUGUGGGUGCUCAGGAGAAUAAGGAUUCUGAGUAUGUUCGUGCUAUCUACAGGAUGAGCGAUCUAAUCCAAGAACGACAGAAGAGCCCUUGGCUUUGGCCUGAUCUUGUAUACAUGCUGUUCAAAGAAGGGAGAGAACAUGAGAGGAAUCUCAAGAUCCUUCACAAUUUUACUGAUACGGUAAUUGCAGAAAAAGCUGCAGAACUUGAAAACACCAAGAAAAUGAGAUGUGAUAAUGAUACCGGCUGUGAAGAAAGUGGAUCCAAAAAGAGAAAAGCUUUCCUUGAUAUGCUGCUGAGUGCAACAGAUGAUGAAGGGAACAAAUUGAGCUACAGGGACAUUCGUGAAGAAGUGGAUACUUUCAUGUUUGAGGGCCAUGAUACAACAGCAGCUGCUAUGAACUGGGCCCUGUACUUACUUGGACACAAUCCUGAAGCCCAGAAGAAGGUUCACAGAGAACUGGAUGAGGUAUUUGGAGGCAACACUGAACGUCCUGUUACAAUGGAUGAUUUGAAGAAUCUUCGAUACCUUGAGUGUGUUCUGAAAGAAGCCCUUCGGAUCUUCCCUUCGGUUCCACUGUUUGCCCGGACCUUGAGAGAGGAUUGCUGUAUUAGAGGAUAUCAGGUACCAAAAGGCACAAAUGUUGUUGUCGUAACUUAUGCCCUGCAUAGAGAUCCUGAGAUCUUCCCAGACCCGGAGGAAUUCAAGCCUGAGCGAUUCUUCCCUGAAAACAGCAAGGGAAGGCAUCCAUAUGCUUACGUGCCCUUCUCUGCCGGUCCCAGGAACUGCAUUGGUCAGCGUUUUGCACAAAUGGAGGAGAAAGCUCUUCUAGCCCUUAUCCUGCGGCGCUUUUGGGUGGACUCAUGUCAAAAACCAGAAGACCUUGGUAUAACUGGAGAGCUGAUUCUUCGUCCAAAUAAUGGCAUCUGGAUUAAGCUGAAGCGAAGGCCAAACACUAGAUCAGUAUGAAAGGAAAUUCAAGAUUUAAUUUUUCGGAAAACUUCCAAGCUAUUUAGGCUGUGAUGUGUUUUUAAAUCAGAUAUUUUGAUGACAGCACAGUGAUUUGUUGCAACUAAAGUAGUUACUGAUUGUUUCAUCAAAGAUGCUGUAACAAUCCUAAAUUGCUCUACUUUUCUAGUGCAUAUGAACUUCAUGUUAAUCUCUGAAGUUCAAGUUUUCAAACAUCAAAUUGUAGUGCCAUGGAUUAAACUUUUCUAUUGCAACAUUGCAAACAAAAAAAAAUGAUGGGAGGAACAACAGUAAUGCCUGUGAUGGAGUGAUCUGGUUAUAUACCAUAGCAUUUGGGAGGUAAAUUACAGUCUCAAAUUUUCGUAUGGUUUUUAGGUUUCUUUGGUUCUGAAAGGUGCAAGUGAUCAGUUCUUCCACUUGGCACAGUUUGAUUUUUUUAAUUUUUUUCUGUUUUGCUGAUGACUACAUCUAUUAAGACAAAGCAAAAAUCUCUAAUUUCACUUCCUUUGUAAGAAUGUACAGUAGUUCUUAAGUAGUGAGUGCUCUGAAUUAUUAGCAAAGUGUACCAUAAGCAUUAAUCUGUAUAAUAUUACCAUGAACUAGAAUGUGUGCAAAUUACAUGCAGGAUUUCAUAAUGGAUUUCAUUAUUACAAGUUUUGAGAAUAAAUUUCUACUGUGCUUCAAUAUGGAAUGAAAUUGUAUCUGUAAAAAUUACAUGCAGGUAGGUUACUGAUGGAUACUUUUUUACCAUCAAUUCCUCUGGAAUGAUCAGUUGACCAGAUUUUACUGUGUUAGUCAAAGCUGAAACAAUGAGCUAGUCUGCUCUUUCCUUACAGGGUCCUGAAGGCAAUGUAGGUAAUUUCUUGCUAAUUGAUGUUAAAGAGGAAUUAAAGUGAUGGAAUUGUGAAA
Columba livia (rock pigeon) is the source of this 2639-nucleotide messenger RNA. Its product is annotated as cytochrome P450 4V2. Lineage: Eukaryota; Metazoa; Chordata; Aves; Columbiformes; Columbidae. The coding region runs from base 144 to 1730 and encodes 528 amino acids. Gene Ontology annotation, molecular function: monooxygenase activity; iron ion binding; oxidoreductase activity, acting on paired donors, with incorporation or reduction of molecular oxygen. The record is from RefSeq and is a predicted model, not a curated record. The transcript has 11 exons.